AUGUCAGGCCAAUCCUCCGUCGGAAACCGUACCGUCUAUGAAGCCGGUGACCAGCGCAACGAGCCCGUCUCCGAGCUCCAGGAGCGCGCCCGCUACGCGGAAGGCCAAACACACAGCCACCAGAACCUCGACUCCAAGGAUGGCCGUUCCAUCGCCAACAAGCUCGCUUCCCAGGAGCACAAGAAAGACCCUUCGCACCACCACAACGACGUCCAGAACCAGGAAGCCGAGCUUAGCAAGCAAGAUCCUACCAAGCCCGCCAAGGUCCACGGCAACGCUCCCUCCAAGGGUGCCCAGGUUGAUGCCGAGCUCCAGGCUGACGAUGAGCAGCGCCUUCGUGAGAAGGGCAUCAAGCACUAA
Messenger RNA from Penicillium canescens, 360 nucleotides. RefSeq lists its product as uncharacterized. Lineage: Eukaryota; Fungi; Ascomycota; Eurotiomycetes; Eurotiales; Aspergillaceae. The transcript is spliced from 2 exons. The record is from RefSeq and is a predicted model, not a curated record. The coding region runs from base 1 to 360 and encodes 119 amino acids.